This is a messenger RNA of Colletotrichum fioriniae, 5103 nucleotides long. Lineage: Eukaryota; Fungi; Ascomycota; Sordariomycetes; Glomerellales; Glomerellaceae. The record is from RefSeq and is a predicted model, not a curated record.
AUGUCUGGAAGAUUUCCCGACGCAGCAAACCUCGACGAGUUCUGGGAUGUACUCUAUCAGGGCCGUGACGUUCAUCGACAGAUCCCCGAGGAUCGCUUCGAUGCCGUAAGUCACCACGAUGCAACGGGUCGUCGGAAGAAUACCAGCAAAGUCAUGAACGGAUGCUGGAUUGAGGAGCCAGGCUUAUUCGAUGCCAAGUUCUUCAACAUCUCUCCCAAGGAGGCAGAACAAUCGGACCCAGGUCAGAGGUUGGCUUUGGAGACGGCUUACGAAGCUCUUGAGAUGGCCGGCAUAGUCCCAGAUCGGACACCAUCGACGCAACGAGAUCGAGUGGGCGUCUUUUAUGGCAUGACGAGUGAUGAUUGGAGAGAAGUCAAUAGCGGACAGAAUGUCGAUACCUACUUUAUUCCUGGUGGCAACCGGGCUUUUACCCCGGGUAGACUGAACUACUUUUUCAAGUUCAGCGGGCCCAGUGCCAGCAUCGACACGGCAUGCUCAUCGAGUCUUACGGCUAUUCACAUGGCCUGCAAUUCUCUUUGGAGAAACGACUGCGAUACGGCAAUCGCCGGUGGCACCAAUGUCAUGACUAACCCAGAUAAUUUUGCCGGCCUGGAUCGAGGUCAUUUCCUGUCCAGAACAGGGAACUGCAACACAUUCGACGAUGGUGCCGACGGCUACUGCCGCGCGGAUGGUGUAGGCACUGUUGUCCUAAAAAGGCUCGAAGAAGCCGAGGCAGACAACGAUCCUAUCCUCGGAGUGAUUGCGGGAGCAUACACGAAUCACUCUGCCGAAGCGGUGUCCAUCACAAGACCUCAUGCAGGAGCCCAAGAAUACAUCUUUUCCAAGCUCCUCCGAGAGUCAGGAAUCGACCCAUACGAUGUCAGCUACGUCGAGAUGCACGGCACAGGGACGCAAGCCGGUGACGCGACCGAGAUGUCGUCUGUCUUGAAGACUUUCGCUCCGACGAGUGGUCGAGGCGGUCGCUCUCCUGACCAGAGCCUGCAUCUUGGGUCAGCUAAAGCCAAUGUCGGACACGCAGAGUCUGCAUCUGGCGUGGUGGCACUAAUCAAGACGUUGCUCAUGUUGCAGAACAGUACUAUUCCACCCCACUGCGGCAUCAAGACAAAGAUCAACCACCAUUUCCCGACCGACCUUGCGGAACGUAAUGUCCACAUUGCGAAAGCUGCCACGCCCUGGAACCGUCCGGCUGGGGGAAAGGGUAUCCGUCGUUCUUUUGUCAAUAACUUCUCCGCAGCAGGAGGCAACUCGGCUUUACUUCUCGAGGAUGCACCAAUCUCACUUGCCGAUGACCGGGGUCUCGCUGACCCUCGGACUACGCAUGUCGUUGCGAUUUCAGCCCGGUCGGUUGGCUCGCUGAAGAGGAACCUCGAAAACCUCAAGAUAUUUGUUGAGCAGGCACAAGUAGAGAAGAACUCCGAAUUCCUGACCAAGCUUUCGUAUACGACCACGGCAAGGCGCAUCCACCAUCAUUUCCGUAUAGCAUUGAGCGCUCAGACAACAGAGCAACUACUACAUAAGCUCGACGCAGCAAUUCGACGUCAAGAGGUGAAGAGAACGCCAGUCGCACUUCCUUCAGUCGGCUUCGUCUUCAGCGGCCAAGGAGCGCAGUACAGCGGAAUGGGCAAAGAGUACUUCAACUCUUUCUCUCUCCUCCGGUCAGAAAUCCAAUCCUAUGACCGUAUCGGCCAAUCUCAAGGGUUCCCCUCGAUUUUGCCGCUCAUCACCGGAGAGGCAGAGGUCGAGUCUUCGAGCCCCGUCGAGAUCCAGCUGAGCUUGGCUUGCCUACAGAUGGCUCUAGCGAAGCUGUGGAAAUCCUUUGGCAUUGAGGCAAGCUUCGUUUUGGGGCACAGUCUCGGACACUAUGCCGCGCUCAAUGUUGCUGGUGUUCUCUCAGCCAGCGAUACCAUCUACCUCACGGGCACGAGAGCGCAGCUGCUUCUCGACAACUGCGAGGCAGGCAGCCACGCAAUGCUCGCGGUUCGAGCAUCGGUUUUGCAGAUCCGACAGUUUUUGAACGCCAACAUUCACGAGGUGGCCUGCAUCAAUGGGCCACGAGAGGUCGUCAUCAGUGGCAAGGUCGCCGAUAUCAAUCAGCUGGCCGAGCGCCUUGCAGCGGACAACAUCAAGGCAACCCGCGUUCAGGUUCCUUAUGCUUUCCACUCUGCUCAGGUGGAUCCUAUCCUCUCCGACCUCGAUGUAGCGGCCUCCCGAGUGAUCUUCCACUCUCCGCAGAUCCCUGUGCUCUGCGCCCUUGAGGCUUCCAUCUUUCGCCCUGGAGAUCAUGGUUCCAUAGGCCCACUCCACAUACAGCGCCACUGCCGCGAGACAGUCAAUUUCGAAGGGGCUUUGAAGGUUGCAGAGCGCGAGGGCUUGAUUAGCGCCAGUGGAAGCACCCUGUGGAUUGAGAUAGGACCUCACACCGUCUGCUCUACUUUCUUGAAGGCAAGUCUGGGACAAAACACUUUGGCGAUCCCCUCCCUCCGUCGUACGGAAGAUCCCUGGCGGGUGCUUUCUGAUGGCCUCGGCAACUUAUACAACGCGGGGCUAGCUGUUGACUGGAACGAAUAUCACCGAGAUUUCCCAGCAUGUCACCAAGUCUUGCGGCUUCCUUCCUACAGCUGGGAUCACAAGAACUACUGGAUUCAAUAUGUUCACGAUUGGUCACUCACGAAGGGUGACGCCCCAACCUCAACGCACAACCCAGUCACGGCAUCCUCAAUCUCCACCCUUUCGACCCCUUCUGUUCAAAAGAUUGUGCGGGAGACUCUUCGUGACCAGGACUUGACGCUUCUAGCCGAGUCAGAUCUUGCUAGUCCUUUGCUGGCUGAGAUUGCCCAUGGCCAUCUCGUCAAUGGCGUCAAAGUCUGCACUUCCUCUCUCUAUGCUGACGUUGGCCUUACCCUGGGCAACUACAUCCUCAAACAGCACCGUUCAGACUUGGUGGGCUACGCAGUCAAUGUUCAUCACAUGCAAGUCUACAAGCCUCUCAUUCUCAAAGAAGAUGCUAGCGGCACAUCUCUUCCCACGCCGUUCUGUAUUGAGGUGAAGUAUCGAAUCGACACCUUGACAGCGUCCAUGACAAUCCGAAGCGGUGGCUCUCAUCACGAUGGACUCGGCACAAAGCAUGUCGACUGCGAGCUGCGCUUCGAGAACCCCAAAGACUGGGAAGCGGAAUGGGAUCGCCAGGCCUACUUGAUCAAACGCAGUAUCGAGUAUCUCGAGAGCCGAGCGACCCAGGGACUGGACAGCACACUCGCGACGGGUAUGAUCUACAAGGUCUUUUCCUCGCUGGUCGACUACCAACAAGAUGGCUUCAAGGGAUUACGGGAAGUCGUUUUGCACAGUGAAGACCUCGAGGGUACAGCCAAAGUCCGGUUCCGCGGCCCUCGUGGGGGCUUCUACUGCAACCCUUUGUGGAUUGACAGUUGCGGCCAGACGACUGGGUUCCUUAUGAACUGCCACCAGACCACACCGCGCGACUACGUCUAUGUGAACCAUGGAUGGAAGUCUAUGAAGCUGGCCAAAGACUUUCAAGAGGGCACCACCUACCGGACCUACAUUCAUAUGAGGCCUGUCGAUGGCACCAAGUAUGCUGGCGAUUUGUAUAUUUUGGAUGAAAACAGCACCGUCAUCGGUGUGUACGGCGAUAUUACGGUCUUCCGCGGCGCGUUCUCAACACCGUGCUACCUCCACCUGGAGCUACACCUCCAGAAGCACUUCGAGGCCAUCGAGAAAGACCACAGCCAUCCCAGAUACACCACCCUUCUUCGGAAGCACCAGGAGACAGACCCGUUUCAUCUCGUCCUGCGGCCCCUCCUUCGCAUCCUGUCAGAGGAAAUCGGACUCUCCCUCAGCGACCUCAACGACGACGACCUAGAUUUUGCAGACCACGGCGUCGACUCACUGCUAUCCCUAACCCUCACAGGCCGCAUGCGCGAGGACCUUGGCAUCGACGUGGACUCCUCCGCCUUCAUAAUGUGCCCGACACUCGGCCAGCUCAAGAAAUUCUUGGGGUUCACCAUCAGCCAAACGAGCAGCAGCAGCAGUAGCAGCAAUAGCGGGACCAGCGCUGCCGGCAGCCCCCCGACCGAAAGCGAACCAGACACAUCAUCCACCACCCUCCCCAGCGACGGCGAGGACAGCAAGAUUGACAGUGACGAGUACAAAGACAUCAAACGCGCACCUCCGUAUGCCCCCAGUCUACUACACCACUUCCGAGCCACCUCGACACUUCUCCAAGGCAACCCGAAACGAGCGCGCUCAACGCUCUUCCUGCUCCCCGACGGCUCCGGCUCCGCCACCUCAUACGCCUCACUCCCGCCCAUUUCCCCAAACGGCGACAUCGCCGUCUACGGCCUCAACUGUCCCUGGCUCAAGGAUGCUCAACACCUGGUCGAAUUCGGCCUCCGCGGCCUAGCCGAGCUCUACGUGUCCGAGAUCCUGCGACGGCAGCCGCGGGGGCCGUAUGACCUCGGAGGAUGGUCCGCCGGCGGCAUCUGUGCGUACGAAGUAUCCCUCAUGCUCACCAGAGCCGGCCAUCGCGUCGACCGGCUCGUCUUGAUCGACUCGCCCAGCCCCAUCGGGUUGGAAAAGCUGCCGCCCCGGUUAUACGACUUCCUCGACGCCCAAAACGUUUUCGGCUCGGAGAACCCCCACGGCGCAGCAGGGGGGGGAGGUAGCAAGGCGCCCGAGUGGCUUUUAGCGCACUUUUUGGCGUUUGUGGAAGCGCUCGACAAUUACGUCGCUGUGCCCUGGGAGACGGCUCUCAGGGGCUUCAAAGUUGGCAAGGGCCUAGAGAACCUUCUGCCUCUGCCGCCGCGAGCCUAUCUGCUGUGGGCCGAGGACGGUGUCUGCAAGAAUCCCGAGGAUCCUCGCCCGGAAUACAGUGAUGACGACCCUCGUGAGAUGAGAUGGCUCUUGGAGAAUAGGACCAGUUUUGGGCCAAAUGGGUGGGAGGCCAUACUUGGGGGCGAAGACAAUACCUUUGUUAAUCGUAUCUCUGGGGCGAAUCAUUUCACGAUGUUGAAGAGAGGCCGGAAUGCGGGCCUGGUUGCUGAGUUUCUUGCCAGGGCUUUUGCAUAG